This is a messenger RNA of Mesocestoides corti, 3690 nucleotides long. The record is from the annotation of a GenBank genome assembly. Lineage: Eukaryota; Metazoa; Platyhelminthes; Cestoda; Cyclophyllidea; Mesocestoididae.
AUGGUUUUCCGUGUGACAGAUACUUCUCGCGUUAUCACUCUUCUUUCCAGCGAUAGCAAAUUAAAGCGCAGGGAUUCUCUUGUUGCAAUUGAACUGGACUUCGAAGAAAACCUCGAGAAUGCAACUGUCGACGAUGUGAAAGACUACUGUUCCCGGAUAAUUCCACACCUCGUUAAUUCCAUCACCGACCCUGUCGAAAGCCACCGAGAAAAAUCUCUUCGUAUUCUUUCAAAGCUAUGUGAACGUGUUGAUGCUUCUGACUGUUUUCUUCCUUAUGUAACUCAAGUCUUUGUAAAAAGUCUUGCCUCGAAAGAAUCACUCGAAAUAUCCGAAGAAAUUAGAUUGUGUUCCUUGAAACUUUUACAUCAGAUCUUAUUGAAACUCCGCAAUGGGGCCUGUUAUGUCGCCGAUUUCUGUCUUAUACUGCAAUAUGCCCUGGAGGAUAACUUUCAUGAAGUUAAAAUUGUCUGUUGUGACCUUCUUCGAGUGUUAGCUACUAAGUUUUCUUCGUCAUUCUAUCACUCGGCAGAGCCGGUUUUAAAACCGCUUUUAAAAAAUGUUGUUCACCAGCAACACAGAGUGCGGGUUGCUACUGUUGAAGCAGCCGGCGUGGUUUUUAAACAUUGUAAUGGGAAGUUUGUCGACUACACGAUUGCCCCACUGACACAGCGCCUUUUUGAUCCGUCUCCAGCCGUUCGUCAAGCUGUUGUUAAAGUUGUGGGAGAUUGGCUAUUGAACCUAAUCGAUCGAUAUUCUUACCACGCCAAACUAAUUCCCCUGAUUCUAAGUGGAAAAAUGGAUGAAUCGGAAGACAUCCGUGUGGACGCCGAUUCUCUCUGGCACGACAUCGGUCUGAAGUUUCAGAAAGAAAAUGAAAAUGACCUAAAGGACAAAAUAGAUUUUGAUCUCGGUAAACCUGAGCAUUAUCCUCCGAAUCAAACGCGUCCUAACUUAGGCUGUCGUGAGUUGAUUGGCCGCAACGCGUCGCGCCUCCUGCCGGGUUUGUGCAAUGACCUGCGCGAUUGGCAGGAGGAGACGCGCAGGAAGGCCGCCGGCCUCCUGCCCAUCCUCCUCCUCCACCUCGAGGCCGGUGUCACCCAGCACACCCAACUCCUCGUCAGCGGCCUCGCUACGGGCAUCGGCGACGCCAUCUUGCGCGCCACCUCGGCCACUUCGGGGGCGAGUUCGCUCCACUUGAUUCUCAUGGCGCCCAAACGCCAACUCCCCUGCCUCAGUGGCCUCUUUGUCGACGCUGCGCCCGGCAGUAAAGGCGCCAAAGCCGUUGCUCCCAGUCUCGAAGCAGCCGAGGCGCUACGCGUGAUGCACUUCCUCUUCACCGCGGCACGCUACACCAGCUGCUUUGUCUCACCCAAGGUGUGGUGGAAACUGCUGCACGAAAACGCCCGCCGGUGCUUUGAGGCGACGUCGCCAACCAGCCUGGCCGGCAACUACUUCCUCCUGGCGAACUUGAUCGCCGGCAGUUCGCUGGAGAGUCUCGUCACCAGCGAGGGCAGCACCGACGCCGCCAGUGGUGACGCGUUGGUGUGCCCUCUGCUUCGCGUAACCGCCUUCUUGACUGCUGAGGAGCAGAUCAGCUGUUCGGCUUUCGCGUCAAAGGCGGGUUUGCUGGAGUGCGCCAACGCCGUGACCUGUGUUCUGGCUGACCUUGUCGAGAGGCAUCAACAAGCACAGGCUGCGUCUGGCGACGGAACCGUGCCCGAAGCAACGCCUUCAGCGGGGUGGAGCAAAGUCGCCAUGAAAGUAAAUCUCUCCAUAAAAAAUACUCGCUACUUGUAUGUAGCUAGUAGUCAGUGUGUUAUGCUUGUGUGGGUGUUUGCACCAAUGAGUGCUUCGUGGGAGCAGGGCGCUGAGCGCACAGACUUUGCCGUCGAGUUCAACGACGCGGUUGGCCGCCUGCUGUGUCACCUCGCUCGCCACCGAAGUGCCCUUUCUGCCAGCGCCGGCGAAGUCGCCCGCUGUCCAACGUGUGAACAGCCUCAGGACGAGCCGAUGGACCUGGAGGCCAAGGAGGCCCUCGUAAUUGCUGCGGCCAAACGCUCCGGCCUCGUUCUUGAACGUCUCUACGGCAGUCAGCUGCCUCAAGUGCGUGCUCCUCUCACUCGCCCAUCACCAGGGCUUUGCAUCGUUCUCAUUUUGUCCUCUGUGUCUUGGUCGUCUUGGCAGCUCCUACGGCGUCUGGACGAGGCUCGUCGCAACGGCGACGGCUGGCACGCCAAGUCAGUCGGUUUGUCCAUCUUCUGCCACGCCGUGCUCUCCGCGGGUCCCGGCAUCCUGACCGACCUCGAGCCCGCCUGUCGGUGCUGCUGCAAGUCCCCGCCACCGGUGCCCGUCGCGUCGGAGGACAGCUGCCUCCUCCUCACCCUCCGGCUUCUCGAAAAUGGCUGCAAGCUAAACCAACCCCUGGACGUCAAGGGCAGGGGCGACGACGACGGCAAGAGCCCCAACCCGAUGUGCAUCUCUGCGGAGGCCGAACUGCACCUUCGCGGUCUGCUGCUUCUCAUCCGCCUCACCGAACACGCCCGAGUUAGGCUCAUUCUCACCCAGCCCAAGCUCUUCCGCUACUGCCUCACCAAGCUGAUCCUGCCGUCGUGUGUGUGGCGAGCCGGGCGCACGGCGGAGGCGAUGCGCAAGGCCGCGGCGACCAGUCUGGUGGCGCUGCUCGCCGCCGUCGUGCCUCUUCGCCCGCCGAGUAAACGCGAGGGCGACACGCCAACGCACGAGGCCAUCAACCGCACUGAGGGCGCUCUCGACGACUGGGUGAACCAGCGCGUCGCGCCCACUAAGGGCAAGCUCACGGAGUUGCUUGGCAAGAAUGGUCUAAUGAGCCGUCGCGUGCGUCUCAUUGAGCCGCCACCGCCAGCGACCAAAGGCGUCGCCGACACCCGCCAACUCGCCAACCUCGGUUUGGUGAGCGCGGCGUCGCCCCGGCUUCUCAGCCUCCUUCUUGCCCGCCUCGGUGGCUUGCUGACGGACGACGUGGAGGCGACGCGUCUGCUCGCCUGCACCGGUCUAGCGCUUCUCUUCGGUGGCAUCUACUCUGGCGGGAGCGAGGAGGCGGUGGGGAGUGUGGGCGAGCCGACGCCUGACCAGCGCUACGUGCCCGGUGCUUUCCUGCGCUCGCCCGCUUGGUUUCUUCCUCUGCUCGACACCGAUGGGGUGGAGGAGGUGGAUAUUGAGGGCUACGGCGACAAGAUGCCCGGCCUAACCACCCCCCUUCCCGGUUCGCUCGGAGACAAGGUGUACAAGUUCUAUCCGUGUCUACUCAAAGCUCUCGAUGAUGCCUCUGAUGAGGUUCGACUUCGGGCUGCCGACGUCUUUGUCACGUGGUUCUGGGUGAUGGCACCGAAUCUCACGGAGCGUCCACCUCCAGUUGCUAAAACCACCGCCGCCGCCACCGCCGCAGCAGCACCGCCUCCUACUGAGGACUCGAAAUCGCGUUGCAUCAACCCGGUCUUCUCGUCUGUGUUUGAGGAUUUGUGCUCUAGCAUUGUGGUGCAUUUGGACGACUCAGACGGCCUGAUUCGCGCCGCGGUGGCUCGAAUCGUCCUCCGCAUGGCUCAACUCUCUCCCGCGACCGUGCAAAAAGUUCUAAGUAGUGCUCGGGAGCGCCAUCGAUCGCCCGAACUCUGCGAGGCUCUUCUUGAAACGUUGAAUUGGACCUGCAUUUAA